AUGGGAGGUGGACGCGUUUUGUGUUUAGUUUUAACGAUAUUCAUAUCGACAACACAGUGCAAAGUAUUCACAAGGUGUCAACUCACCCGUGAAUUAUUAAAAGCAAAUUUCCAUCAAAAGACUUUUCUUAGCAAUUGGGUUUGUUUAAUUGAACAAGAGAGUGGAAGGAAUACAACAGCACUCAAUGUUAAAUCAGCAAGAAAGCAGUAUUAUGGAUUAUUUCAAAUUGGGAAUGAAUAUUGCAAAGAAGGCCGAAAAGGAGGUAAAUGCAAUGUCGCGUGUGAAGCAUUACUCGAUGACGACAUAAGAGAUGACUGCUCGUGCGCACUGCAAGUUUUCGAGGAGGAAGGUUUUAAAUAUUGGAGCAAAUGGGAGAACCGCUGUAAGGGGGAACGACUGCCUGACAUUGAAAAAUGUCCAGACUGGCAGUAUCCACCACGAGCAUCACCAGACAGAUUCAAAAGAACACCACUGAGGAGUAGACUAACGGAACCUUACCCUUAUAAUAUCUUAACUAAAUACCAAAGACUAAAACGUAGAAAGUAA
Leptosia nina is the source of this 546-nucleotide messenger RNA. Lineage: Eukaryota; Metazoa; Arthropoda; Insecta; Lepidoptera; Pieridae. The record is from the annotation of a GenBank genome assembly.